Messenger RNA from Hypanus sabinus (Atlantic stingray), 1749 nucleotides. It is a transcript of the gene qtrt2, whose product is annotated as queuine tRNA-ribosyltransferase accessory subunit 2. The record is from RefSeq and is a predicted model, not a curated record. The transcript has 9 exons. The coding region runs from base 188 to 1414 and encodes 408 amino acids. Lineage: Eukaryota; Metazoa; Chordata; Chondrichthyes; Myliobatiformes; Dasyatidae. Gene Ontology annotation, molecular function: tRNA-guanosine(34) queuine transglycosylase activity.
GGCAGGCGCUGGCGGUGAUUUGAUUGGGUGGGAUUGGAUAGCGACCGCCGUUUCCGGGUAGCCUCUGCAGAAGCUUCAGCAGUGUGGUGAGUUUUUCUUAAACUAACAAACCCACACAGUUAGCAGUGAACUUGCCUCCAAGAAACGAUCAACCAAUUGGAAAUUUUCUCUAGCUAUUGCAGCAAAGAUGAAGUUAGUCCUCUCCAGCAUUGUGAACGGUUGCCGUCAGGGCAAGUUGAUUGAAGCAGGACGGAACGGCAGUAAAAGUCUCGAUAUUCCUGGUUGCCUUCUUUAUACACGGACAGGCACAGCUCCGCACCUAACCCAUGACACGCUUAGCCUUGUAGAAGGAGUUCCUGAACCUGUGCAUCUGACGUUAUCUACACUUGCAGAGCAUCAAGAAGUUCUGGAAGAAUAUAAAGAGGGCAUUGGGAAAUUCAUAGGCAUGCCAGACUCGCUAAUUUAUUGUUCUUUAUACGACCCAGUUAGUCCAUGUCCAUCAGGGUACAACACAAAUAAAACUGUUUCAGUGUGGGGUGGAGGUGGUCGAAUUGAGCUGACGAUGUCAAAAUUCAUGGCAAUACAACAAGCUUUCAAGCCUGACUGGUACCAGUGUAUGGCAGAUGGAGAGCUACUGCCUCCAGGGUCGUCAAGGAAGAGGAUAAGUAAACUAGUGGAUCGAACUCUGUGCUUCCUGGAUGAAUGUCUCAAGGUGCAUCAGAAUUCAGAGGAUCUGAAGAACACAGAAAUUAUAGGAGCUGUAGAAGGAGGAGACAUUCUUGAGGAGAGGCUGCGGUCGGUCAGAGAAACGAUGAAGCGGCCAGUUGGAGGUUUUCUUUUGGAUGGUUUUCAGGGAGAGACCUUGCCUGAUGACCUGAAACUGGAUUUAAUCUCUUCAGUUACAGGAGAAUUGCCUGCAGACAAACCAAGGUUGAUCCAUGGGAUUGGAAAGCCAGAUGAAGUACUAGAAUGUGUAUCAAGAGGAGUGGACUUGUUUGAGGGUUUUUUCCCCUAUCAGGUUACUGAGCAAGGAAGAGCUCUGUCGUUCAAUUUUAAAUACAAGGAGGACCCAGAGGCUGAAGUGUUACACAGAAAUGGUUCUGGGGAUAAUGAGAUCAAAAGUAAAAGCUCGGACUGUGAAGGAAGGAUGACUGCUUUUUCAAUUGACCUGAAAAAUGAAAAGUUCCGUGAUGACUUAAGCCCCUUGGUGGAGAGCUGUGCUUGCUAUUGCUGCCAGAAUCACACACGUGCCUAUCUCUACCAUCUUCUACUGACCAAUGAGCUAUUGGCUGGAGUUCUCCUCAUGAUCCACAACUUUCACCACUACUUUGCAUUCUUCCAAGCUAUCCGUGAUUCUUUGAAGGAUGGUCACUGGAAGGAACUUAAAGAGCUCAUUGAAAAACAGAAGGUAUAACAAAGACAUAGUUGCCAGGACACAUGAUGGAUAUCUAUUCUUUAAGGCUUCUGGCAGGCAUUGGAUGCCGUGAUAUGUUACUGAGAUACGUACGCUCACAACUUGAGCUAGUUAUUUUAACAUUUUAUUUAAUUGGGAUCAGAACUUCCUAGCACUCUGACUUGUGAUUUCCUCUGUCAUGUGGUGUAUUAUUAACAUGUGAUGAUAGAAGACCAGCAUAAGGUCUGAAAUCUGUGCUUUGGUUCAUUGAUUUUUCAUUUGUGUUAUAUGUAUUUUAUAUGAACUAUUUUUUCUAUUAAAAUAUGGGAAAUGUAGUACCAUUUGAUUUGAUUUGA